AUGCUGGAUGGUCAGCCCAACGAUACCGACCCGACCGCUCCGUCCGAGGCGGAGGAAGCCGCACUGUGUGCUGCUGCAACAACCGCGCUGGCGGCUGUGACGGGCGAUUAUGAUCCGGCGAGGGACGCCGCAAUUAGCCUCGAGUUGCUGCCGAAGGUGGUUGAAGGGUUGGAGAGCAAAUUUCCGGAGCUCGCGCUUGGCUGUUUGAAAUGCUUGAGAAGCUUGAGUAAAAGCGUCAAAGUUGUGCGGAGGGAUAUGUCUAAUGAGAGGGUGGCAGGAGUUCUGUUGCGGUUGAUGCAAAAUGACGAACGGGAGGUGUCAAAAAUUGCGAGCGCCACGCUUUGCAAUUUGGUGCUCGAGUUUUCACCAAUUCGCGUUGCGAUUCUAGAGCGGGGGGCGACGAAGAUGCUCGUGGACUUGAUACGAUCGGAGGAUGAAGAGCUAAGGGAUAAUGCCUUGUGGGCGCUGAAGAAUUUGUUUUUCAAAGCAGAUGCCGAGACGAAAAAUGUAGUCAUGGCCGCGCUGGGUUACGAUAGCUUGCAGACGCUGUGUGCGGACAAGAACCCGCGCGUACGUGAGCUCGCGAUGGCCGUGAUUCGCAACUUGGCGUGCUCUGGGUCGGCCGAGCAGCAGUCCAAGCAACUGGAUGCGUUGUUUGCGAAUACUGGGGAUCGUCUUAUCAAGCUGCUUUCCGACGCGCUUCGUGCAGAUAUCGACAACCUGCAAGUCGCUGUGCAGGCCAUGUAUGUUGUGUGUAAUAUCGCAUCUGGGACAGAAGAGCACAAGGCAUCGCUAAUCAACUCGGACAUUCCGCAGCUCCUUCUGUGGUGGUCAUCGCAUGCAGACGAGAAAGCACGUAUCGCAGCCGUAUGGUGCACGACCAAUUUGUCCGGGAAAAGCAGGUCGAUCAAGUCGCGGCGGCCUUCAUGGCUGAUGAGGAGCCCUCCCAUCUCGGGUCGAAACCAGCGGGGCAUGCUGGGCAUGCUCAGGAGACAGCACUUACCGCUUCCCACGUCACCAGCCGCGCGAAGGCAUCUGGAAACUUUGGACGCUUCGGACAUUCCAGGCCGCCGUUCUACCUCCAACGCGCAGGCGACCAGGGCGUCCCGCGAGAACCGGUCAAGGGGGAAUGCAGACAUGGACACUUCAGGAUCCGGUGUGGGACCGAAUGAGGGCGAGGAGGACGCAGUGAUGUCGUGCGCACCGGACGAGACGACAGCUAGCGACUCCGGAUAUGCGUGGCGAAUCGGGCGGUUACGGGAGCUGGGCUUUGAGUGUCGGCUACGGACUCUUCUCAAUGAUCCGCAUAUCGAAGUGCAGGGCAGGGCAAGAGCUGCGCUUGAAUUGUUUGAUGAUAGCGACGGGCAGCAACUCGACUAUGAUCCAACAGCGUUACAGGACUACAAUACGACAGUUGGGACUCAAGCGCCGCGAUCGCCACCUGUUUUGUCGGGGGUUGUGGAGAGCGAUAGCUCAUCGCCAACGUCAUCGAGGUAAUUGGAUGCUGGGGAACUACGUAAAAAUGACUAAUUUAAGAGAUGAU
Messenger RNA from Chondrus crispus (carragheen), 1543 nucleotides. RefSeq lists its product as hypothetical. The transcript has 2 exons. Bases 1 to 1497 code for a protein of 498 amino acids. Gene Ontology annotation, molecular function: protein binding. Gene Ontology annotation, cellular component: GID complex. Gene Ontology annotation, biological process: proteasome-mediated ubiquitin-dependent protein catabolic process. The record is from RefSeq and is a predicted model, not a curated record. NCBI's taxonomy places the organism in Eukaryota, Rhodophyta, Florideophyceae, Gigartinales, Gigartinaceae.